CACUUUUGCAAAACAAAAAAGACGAGAAAAAAUACCUAAACCCAAAUCAACAACAAAAAGUGCGUAGGUAAAAUUAACAAAAAAAAUUCGCUGUUAAUGCCCGUGGAUGAUGGAUGAUGUGCCCGUCAAAAUAGUGGAACGCUAUAAACCACCGCCAUUAGUUUACCAAUUGCCACAGAACUUGGCAAACAGAUUAACACAAUACCAGAGCCAUUACUACGAGGAGCAGGAGGGCUAUAAGUAUGACUUUCAGUUGGAGCGCAGUGUGCAUAGUCAAUGCCAGCACUGGCGCCAGAUGCGUCAGCAGCAACAACAAGCGCGUCAUCUGCGACAGCAGCAGCGAAAAGUGGAGCGCCAGCGUGCGCUGGAGGCCAAACAAAAGGAGAUGCUUGGUGCUGUGGAAUAUCCCAAUGCAGCUGACUUAUCCUCGGGCAGCGAUGAUGAGGAAUCACCAACAACAACGGCAAGCCUUACGACAGCAGCAGCAGCAGCAACAACAACAACAAGCGCAGAUACAACGUCAAUUAGCAAUGCUGAGUCACGUGAAAAGCCACAACCAAAGUCAAUAAACUCGUGCAAUUUCUACAAUAUACUGCAGCCCACGAUAUUAAGCAGCGAUGCAAACACAGCACCAACAGUAACUCAACACAAGCGCAAUAGCUCACUAAACUAUGCUGAUUUUGAAUACAAUAUGAACUCGACACCAUUUGACAAUAUUGAACUAAAAACAAUCAAUGAUCUAGAUGUGCUAGCGCAGGUGUUGCAUCAAACGCAGCUAACGCAGCAAGCGUCACAGCCAGUUGAGCAGCAGCAGCUGAAGCAACAACAGUUAACUGAGCCUCUCGCACUGGAGUUGAAUGUAACGACGUUGGCUGAAACCAAAGCGACGCUUGAUAGCGUCAAUUUCCAAGUACACUGUGAUGAACCCCAGGACAUUCCAGCCAUGUAUCCAGCCCCCAUUUAUAGUAAUCCGACGCUGUCGCAAACCUAUCAUGCCAUGGGCUACAAUCAGCACUAUUAUACUCAAGCUUUAGUACCGCAACAGCAGCAGCAACAGCUUUAUCACAAUCACAACUAUCUACAGCAUGCCUAUGCUACGCAAGCGCCACCGGUACCCAAAGCUGUCCUGUGCACACCUGAGUCGGACAGCAAGUCCAAGAGUGUGCCUGAUAUAUUACGUGAGCUUAAAUCGGAAUUGCAGCAGGCGGAGAAGAGACGCGCACGACUUCACAGCCACAAUGAGAAUGUGACAUUGACGCUACCUCAAGAAGAACGGCAGCAGAUGCAGUCUAUCAAUGAUAAUAGCUACCAGGAGUUAGCUGUGCCGGCACAGAAUUUAGCGCAGCGCAUUAGCAGCAUGGGUUUCCCACUGGAUCGCGUGGCGAAAGUGGUUAGUCUAUGCGGCAUUGAUGAUAAGAAGAUAAUCGAGCAUUUGAUUCCACUGGGCGAGCUAAUGGACCUCGGUUUUGAUGAAACAAAAAUCUCGGCAGCGCUUUUGAAAUUUGAUAACAAUAAGGAGAAAGCGUUAGACUAUUUAAUUAAUUAGCUGAAUUUUCUUAUAACUAUAUAUACGCCUGUUCCAGCAAAUUCAUGCGAUCGAUGCGCUGGAUCCACAAUACACUCACAUGCCUCUAAAUGCAAAGA
Drosophila busckii is the source of this 1644-nucleotide messenger RNA. RefSeq names its product probable basic-leucine zipper transcription factor N. Bases 107 to 1546 code for a protein of 479 amino acids. The record is from RefSeq and is a predicted model, not a curated record. Gene Ontology annotation, cellular component: ESCRT I complex. Gene Ontology annotation, biological process: ubiquitin-dependent protein catabolic process via the multivesicular body sorting pathway. Gene Ontology annotation, molecular function: ubiquitin binding. The transcript has 2 exons. Lineage: Eukaryota; Metazoa; Arthropoda; Insecta; Diptera; Drosophilidae.